Molecule: messenger RNA, 1269 nt
Organism: Acanthosepion pharaonis
Lineage: Eukaryota; Metazoa; Mollusca; Cephalopoda; Sepiida; Sepiidae
Source: the annotation of a GenBank genome assembly
AUGGAUAUUUACAAUGUUUUCACUUCUUUAGUUCGUUUUAUUUUCCUCUUUCUUUCUUUAUUUAUUUAUUUAUUUAUUUCUCCCAUAUUUUCUUAUGCAUAUUUGCAUUUUCUUUCUUUCUUUUCUUUCUUUCUUUCUUUCUUUCUUUCUUUCUUUCUUUCUUUCUUUAUUUAUUUAUUUAUUUAUUUAUUUAUUUCUCCCAUAUUUGCUUAUGCAUAUUUGCAUUUUCUUUCUUUCUUUUCUUUCUUUUCUUUCUUUCUUUUUUUUUUCUUAAACUUCUUUUUUUCUUUUCUUUCUUUUAUUUAUUUAUUUGUUUUAUUUAUUUCUCCCCAUAUUUGCUUAUGCAUAUUUGCAUUUUUUUCUUUCUUUCUUUCUUUUCUUUAUUUAUUUAUUUAUUUAUUUAUCUAUUUAUUUCUCCCAUAUUUGCUUAUGCAUAUUUGCAUUUUCUUUCUUUCUUUCUUUCUUUAUUUAUUUAUUUAUUUAUUUCUCCCAUAUUUGCUUAUGCAUAUUUGCAUUUUCUUUCUUUCUUUUUUUCUUUAUUUAUUUAUUUAUUUAUUUAUUCAUCUAUUUAUUUCUCCCAUAUUUUUUUUUGCAUAUUUGCAUUUUCUUUCUUUCUUUCUUUCUUUCUUUAUUUAUUUAUUUAUUUCUCCCAUAUUUGCUUAUGCAUAUUUGCAUUUUCUUUCUUUCUUUCUUUCUUUAUUUAUUUAUUUAUUUAUUUAUUUCUCCCAUAUUUGCUUAUGCAUAUUUGCAUUUUCUUUCUUUCUUUCUUUAUUUAUUUAUUUAUUUAUUUAUUUCUCCCAUAUUUGCUUAUGCAUAUUUGCAUUUUCUUUCUUUCUUCCUUUCUUUCUUUCUUUCUUUCUUUCUUUCUUUCUCCCAAAUUUCCUUAUGAAUAUUUGCAAUGUUUUCACUUCUUUAGUUCGUUUUAUUUUCCUCUUUCCUUCUUUCUUUUUUCUUUCUUUUUUCUUUCUUUCUUUUUUCUUUCUUUCUCCAAUAUUUCCUUAUGCAUAUGUGCAUUGUUUUUACAUCUUUCUUUCUUAUUUACUUAUGCAUAUUUACACUGUUUUCACUCCUUCUUUCGAUCGUCUUAUUUCUUUCUUUCUUUCUUCCUUCAUUUCUUUCUUUCUUUCUUUCAAAUUUGCUUAUGAAUAUUUGCAUUGUUUUCACUCCUUUCGUUCGUUUUAUUUGUCUCUGUAUUUCUUUUUUCUUUCUUCUUUUCUUUUUUUCAUUCUUAUUUAUUUUUUUUAUUUAUCAUUGGUUUAUUUCUCCUGA